UCAGUGUGUAUCUCUCUCUCUUUCUCUAGCGUGACCAAUGGCUGUAUAACUCUUUCAACACAUACGCAACGCAGACCAGCAUAACAGGUUAGAAAGAGCAAACAGAAGUGGGAGGGGAGAGAGGAAGAGAGAGAGAGAGAGAGGCCAGCGAAAAAGACUUUGUCAGAGAAAGGCAUAAAGGCAUCGGAGGGAAAGGGAAGCUCAUCUCUCUCUCUGUGUGUAUGUGAAGACAGCUACAAAAGGAAGAUGCUGUUGAGUUUGUUGGCAGUGGCGGUGGUUUCAGCAGCUGUCCUGUACGUCCUCUUUCACUGGCUCAUCCCUGCAGCUGUGCAGAACUGCAGCUGGCUGGCACUCCUCUGGCACAAUGUAAUCCUUGAGAGGGCCCUUAACAUCAUGACGGGAUCAUCACGACCUCAGCGCAUGCUGAAAGCCGUUCAGAAGAACGCCACAAAAGGAGACCCUAAGAGCGUCAUCUCAGCCAUCGACUACUACUGCCGGCACAAAGAAUGGGCCAUGAAUGUGGGCGAUGAUAAAGGGCUCAUACUGGAUUCAGUGUUGACGGAGGUGAACCCCAGCACGGCUCUGGAGCUCGGCACGUACUGUGGAUACUCCAGCGUUCGUAUCGCUCGACUGCUGCCCCCCGACUCCAAACUCAUUACCAUUGAAUUCAACCCAGCCUUUGCCGCCGUUGCUCGUCAGAUCAUCGCCUACGCCGGCCUUCAGGACAAGGUUACUCUGGUGGAGGGAGCCUCUGGUGACUUAAUCCCCAAAAUCAAGGAGCGAUUUGGAAUAAAAUCUUUUGAUUUUGUGUUUUUGGACCACUGGAAAGAUCGUUAUGUUCCAGAUACUAAACUUCUUGAGGACUGUGGUCUACUCAAAAAAGGCACUGUCCUGUUGGCUGACAACGUCAUUUGUCCCGGAGCCCCGGAAUAUUUGAAAUAUGUGAGGAACAACCCACGCUAUGAGAGCCGAUACUACCCGUCAAACCUGGAGUACACCAAAGUAGAAGAUGGCUUGGAGAAAUCGGUCUUCUUAGGAUAAGAAAGAUCUGAUUCUACACGCAGACGUACAUGAAUGGUUGUGUAAAACAGAAGCGACACAUGCCAAUUCCUCUAAAAUAACCAAUGUUUCUGUCUUGUGAUUCCAUGACUUCUAAGACCCGACAAACUGAUCUUUUUGUCCUUAACAAAAGUCACUUGCAAAAUUGUAAUGCUGUGUGCACUAUUUCUGCUGAGGCUAUGGUUUAAGAUAUUGUACAAUUCAACCUGCUGAUAUCUUGUACAAUUCAACCUGCUGAUAUCUUGUACAACCUAUAUAUUAAGCUCUUAAAAAUUCUUGUUUUUUAUCAUAUUGAGAUUGUAUUAAUACAAUAAAAUAAAAUAAAAGUU
Molecule: messenger RNA, 1388 nt
Organism: Ctenopharyngodon idella (grass carp)
Lineage: Eukaryota; Metazoa; Chordata; Actinopteri; Cypriniformes; Xenocyprididae
Gene: comta
Product: catechol-O-methyltransferase a
Exons: 6
Coding region: 247-1041 (264 amino acids)
Biological process (GO): catecholamine catabolic process; dopamine metabolic process; developmental process
Molecular function (GO): catechol O-methyltransferase activity; magnesium ion binding
Source: RefSeq, a predicted model, not a curated record